Messenger RNA from Arabidopsis arenosa, 907 nucleotides. The record is from the annotation of a GenBank genome assembly. Lineage: Eukaryota; Viridiplantae; Streptophyta; Magnoliopsida; Brassicales; Brassicaceae.
AUUUCUCUAUGACUCUUAUCAUAAAAACUAUCCUUAUAUGUGCCUACUCAUUUGACAACUCUUUCAUCUUUCAUCUUCCUACAAAGUCCUAUUUUUAGGGUUUCAACAUUUCCUAACAAUAUCUCUCGAUCGAUCGAGGCAACAUAUAUAAAUAUAUGGAGAUUGAGAGAUCAUCUUCGUCCACGUCAUCAGAAACCGGAGCCGUCAGGCACCGUCGUACCGCGUCGUCGUCAGUCUCCACCGUGACGAGACGAAUGUACGAGUGCACUUUCUGCAAAAGAGGUUUCACGAACGCACAAGCUUUAGGUGGUCACAUGAACAUCCAUCGACGUGACCGUCUCAACAAGGCCAAGGUGCAAAACGAUGCUGACGUGGCACUCUCACAAACUCAUAGAUGUUUCCACGUGGCGUCUGAUCGUGGAGGCUACGAGCAAGUAGACUCCGUCGUGUUGAGGACGACGACCUCGAACUACAUCCAACACUUACGAAUCGGCUCGAUGAACCUAUCGUUUGCGGCUUUGCUAAGAGCUCGACGUGAGGAAGAAAAGGCGAUGGCUUGGGAUCGUAGGAAGUUCGAUUUGGGAGAUGUUCUUAGCUUGGGAGGAGAUGGCCACAUAAAAUACGGAUCUAGAGUACACAACACUUCUCCAACAAGUGCGAGGGAACUUGUGGAAGACGAGCUCGCAGAAGCAGAGGAUGAAGCAGACGAACUUGCACCGUCGUUGAGGACUCUAUCCUCCUCAUUACUCAUCCUGUGCAAGGGUCUAUGCCACCAUCUGAAGUAAUUGCACUUGGAACAGCUAUAGAAGAGUUUGCCAGGAUUUUUUAUUGUCUUACUAAGCUGCAGGCUUGUUGGUAUGUUACAGUUCGGACACACGAAUUCCGAAAAUAAAUAUCGUCUUUCCCU